GCAUACAUAAAUAAAGAUUUAUUUGUAGUUGGGUCGCGUAUUUACCGAAAUGUAAUAGUAGUUUCACGGUCGGGUAUUAGAGGCGUUGCAAAACACCAAAACACAUUUUGUGCAAUAAUAUUUUGUUCAUAGUUGUUGUGCCAUGAAAAUUUACGUCAGCGCUUGGUAGAAAUUUAAUCUCAAUAUAAGGAUUAACAAUGGAUACUAGUUCAUCAGAUGUAUCUGCUUUCCACCAACUUAGCAUUACGGUGGAAUGCGCCCAUCUGCGCUCAAACACGUUCCUGAAGCCGAACCCCUACGUGGAAAUCGUGGUGGACGAGCAGGCGCCCCGCAAAACCGACACGGUGAAGAACACCAUCCAGCCGAAAUGGAACGAGACGUUCACGUUGCUGGUGACGCCGCAUUCGUCCAUCAAUUUCGCCGUGCUGGACAAAAAGAACUUCCGCAAGGACGCGGUCUGCGGCGAGAAACGCGUCGACCUGUUCCAGCUGCUGACCGCCUGCAACGGUAACUGUGAUAACCUCGAGCUGACGCUCGACCUGAUCAACGAGAACAAACAGUCCGAGGCGCAAGUCAAAGUGGGCGAGUUGAUGUGUUUCAUGAAGGGACUGAAGGUGGACAUGUCGAAUCAUGUUCGACCGGGCGCCAGUUCCUCGGCCACGCCCCUCGCGCAGAACAACUCGGACACGACCAAUUCGAGGGCUGUGCUUAAUGGUAUCAAGGUCAGGCAACGGUCUUCGGGUUCGGAGAACGUGCUGCCGUCGUCGUCCAGGGCUGGAUGCUCGGAACGGCGGUCUAACAUCACCCCAUCGAUGAGCACCUCCAGCUUACCCAACGGCAGCAUCGGCCCACCCAUCACUGUGCCAAACGGCGCCUGUGUGGAGGAGGAGCCGAGGAACGAGGAACCGCUUCCUCCUGGAUGGGACAUGCGGUUUGACAGUUAUGGCAGACGAUAUUAUGUUGAUCACAACACAAGAUCGACAUCAUGGGAGAGGCCGUUGCCGUUGCCCACCGGGUGGGAGAUGCGACGGGACAACCGGGGGCGGGUCUACUACGUCGAUCACAACACACGCACCACCACGUGGCAACGACCGGACCACCAAAGACUGCAGCACUUCCAGCAAUGGCAGGGCCAAAGGCAACAUAUCGUUCAGCAGGGCAACCAAAGAUUCUUGUAUCCGCAGACUCAGAACGGAACGACGGCCGGACCGUCCGGUCCAUCCGGCCCGUCGGCCAGCGCCGACGAGGACGAUGGACUGGGACAGUUGCCGGCUGGUUGGGAGAAACGUGUCCAACCGGAAGGCAGGGUGUACUUCGUGAACCACAAGAACAGGACGACGCAGUGGGAGGAUCCACGCACGCAAGGGCAGGAAAUAAGCUCCGACAUAGACGACGUGCCCUUGCCCCCCGGAUGGGAGAUUCGCUACACCGACGACAACAAGCGAUACUUUGUUGAUCACAACACCAAAACUACAACCUUUGACGAUCCACGACCCGGCGCCCCUAAAGGUCCCAAGGGCAUUUACGGCGUGCCUAGAGCUUACGAGCGUUCCUUCAAAUGGAAGAUCAGUCAGUUUAGGUUCCUUUGUCAAAGCAACGCAGUGCCAAGCCACAUGAAAAUACAGGUGUCGCGACAAACUUUAUUCGAAGACUCGUUCCACACAAUAAUGCGUUUGCCAGCCUACGAGCUGCGCAGGCGCAUCUACAUAAUAUUCAAGGGCGAGGAGGGACUGGAUUACGGCGGCGUCAGCAGGGAGUGGUUCUUCCUGGUGUCGCACGAGGCUCUCAAUCCGAUGUACUGUCUGUUCGAAUACGCCAAUAAGAACAAUUACAGUUUGCAAAUCAAUCCGGCUAGCUACGUGAAUCCCGACCAUCUCACAUACUUCAAAUUCAUCGGUCGGUUCAUUGCGAUGGCUCUCUAUCAUGGGAGGUUUAUAUACUCAGGUUUCACAAUGCCAUUCUACAAACGUAUGCUGGGCAAGAAACUGGUGAUGAAGGACAUCGAAAGUAUUGACCCGGAAUUCUACAACUCACUCGUGUGGCUUAAGGAGAACAACGUCGACGACUGCGGCUUGGAAUUGUACUACAGCGUAGACUUUGAGGUGCUGGGCCAAGUGGUGCAUCACGAGUUAAAGAAGAACGGCGACAAAGAACGUGUUACGGAAGAGAACAAGGAGGAGUAUCUGACGCUUAUGACUGAGUGGAGAAUGACGAGAGGUAUCGACGACCAGACCAGGGCGUUCCUGGACGGUUUCAACGAAGUCGUGCCGAUUGAAUGGCUGAAGUAUUUCGAUGAGAGGGAACUGGAACUGCUACUGUGUGGUAUGCAAGAGAUUGACGUGGAGGACUGGCAGAAGCACACCAUUUACAGGCACUAUCAGAGGAGCAGCAAACCAGUCGUUUGGUUCUGGCAGUUUGUUAAACAAUCGGACAAUGAGAAACGUGCCCGAUUGCUGCAGUUCGUGACGGGCACCUGCCGAGUACCCGUCGGUGGAUUUGCGGAAUUGAUGGGCUCGAAUGGUCCCCAACGCUUUUGCAUUGAAAAAGUCGGCAAGGAGAGCUGGUUGCCACGCUCGCACACCUGCUUCAAUCGACUGGACUUGCCGCCGUACAAGAGCUACGAGCAGCUGGUUGAGAAACUGACCUAUGCUAUCGAGGAAACCGAUACGUUCGGACAGGAAUAAAUAAAUGGAGGUGCGUCGAGGCGAAUUGAAUUGGACGGAGUUGGUUGUGGGGACUCGCUGCUAGGGACGUAGAGAGUCGAUGGUUUCUAGUUAAACAAACAGAGAUAAUACUUACAUAUGUGACUACAAGAUCUCAUGAUAAUGUUCGAUUUGUAGGUAUCAUGAACUGCUCAAAAAUGUAUAUUAUUAUAUAUUUUUAUAUCUUUUAUGAGUUAUACACUACCAAAAUACUUCUCAAGACAUUCAAUAAUUUCUCAAUUAGAAAAUGCUUCUCGCAGUUAUAUUAUAUUUAUAUUUUAUUGAUUAUAUACUCCAAAGACUAUAUUUUUUAUUUUAAUUUUUUAAUGUCGAGGGGUGCUUGUUUUGGGAAAGACUAGAAACCUCACUUAUAAAAAUGCUGAGUCCCGAAAACAACUCUUCUCUAGAACCAAAUGAAAUUUCUCUCUUAUAUGUGACUGUACCUGAAAAUAGUAUUAAAAGUCUGGUUAAUUUAAUUUUUGUUUUCGGGCAAAUGGAAUGGUACCUAAGCAAUCUUUGAAUUGAUCUAUUUUCUGUCAAACACAAUUUUGUGCUUGUGCAAUUUACUAAUUUAAAUUGUAAUUGAAUGUGAUAAUUAGACUAUUGGCCUAUCAUUUUCUAGCUUCACCUAAAAACAUACAAUACUUAAUGUAUAUAUAUUUUUUAAAGAUAUUCUACUUGUAUAUUUUUAAAUAUUGUAGAACAAUUAAUUUAUAUUGUAUUAAAAUAUUAUUUACUCACA
Molecule: messenger RNA, 3444 nt
Organism: Aethina tumida (small hive beetle)
Lineage: Eukaryota; Metazoa; Arthropoda; Insecta; Coleoptera; Nitidulidae
Gene: Su(dx)
Product: E3 ubiquitin-protein ligase Su(dx)
Exons: 10
Coding region: 198-2684 (828 amino acids)
Biological process (GO): ubiquitin-dependent protein catabolic process
Molecular function (GO): protein binding; ubiquitin protein ligase activity
Source: RefSeq, a predicted model, not a curated record